UAUCGGUGGUCCAUCAGGCUACGCGCCGAGCCGAGCGCGUUCUUAAAACCAGCACAAAUAUAUUACCUCUUACUGACACCUCUAUCGACAACCACGGGAUACAGGCCUGCCUUUUUGAAUUAAACAAAGUUGAAGGCUAUUUACAUAUUAGCAAAGCCCUGAUACACGUUGCUAUGCCUCCUCGUGGAUCCCGUAGUAAGGCAGCAUCCAUAGCUGUCUCGAAAUCGCCACCCCAAAGCACUAGUCCACAAGCCAACAAACGGAAGGUUGAUGACCAUCCCGAGCUGAAAUCCCCGCUAAGAAGGUCGAAACGGGUGAAAUCUACCGAGAUAAUAGGAAACUCAUCUUUACCUGGCCAAUCUGAAACCAACGAAGAAAAUACCUCUUCCUGGGGGCAAAAGUCGCAGAGUGCAAAAGGCACAUCAAAAGGCAAAGCUUACGGAGACGGUGUCGCCCUCCCUGUGAAAGAAGAAGUCGAGGAGGAAACAAAGCUCUCGAUCAAAAAGGAGCUUGACCAGGGAAGUACGGCGAAACAUGAAGAAGUGGAUGAGAAGACGACAGUGACGACAACUGUGUCAAAGAAAAGGAAGACUAAGAAGGAAAAGGAAUCUGAGAUGGUGCCGCUGAGAGCUAGGACACAGGGGCUGCGUAUGUGCGUGGGGGCUCAUGUCAGUGCAGCCAAAGGUGUUUUCAAUGCCAUCAACAACAGUGUGCACAUUGGCGGCAACGCAUUUGCCUUGUUCUUGAAGUCGCAAAGGAAAUGGGACAACCCGCCCCUACAAGAUGAUCAUAGAGACCAGUUCCGUCGCCUAUGCAUAGAGCACAAGUAUGACAGUGCAAAGCAUAUUCUUCCUCACGGCUCAUAUCUCGUGAAUCUGGCGCAAGAAGAUAAAGCCAAGGCGAAGCAAGCUUACGACUCUUUCCUGGAUGACCUUCGUCGCUGUGAAGCACUCGGUAUAACUUUGUAUAACUUCCAUCCAGGUAGCGCAAACCAGAGCAACUUCUCCGACGCCUUAUCACGACUUGCCAAAGCACUUACAAAUGCCCUUGCUGCUACUUCAACAGUCACACCAGUUCUUGAGACGAUGUGCGGCCAUGGAACCACAAUUGGCGGCAAAUUAACAGAGUUCCGCGACCUCCUUGCCAUGAUCCCGCGCGACUAUCACUCCCGCAUCGGAAUCUGCAUCGAUACUUGUCAUAGUUUUGCUGCAGGAUACGACCUGGCUUCGCCGGAAGGUUUCAAGGCUUUUAUGAAGGAAUUUGAAGAGGUCAUCGGUCUGCAGCAUCUCCGCGCCCUUCAUCUGAACGACUCCAAAGCACCGCGAGGUAGUAAACGUGAUCUCCAUGCCAACAUUGGGACAGGAUUCUUGGGCCUCAGGGCUUUUCACAAUGUCAUGAAUGAACCUCGCUUUGAGGGACUCCCCAUGGUUCUUGAAACACCUAUUGACCGACCGGUGUCCGUGAUAUCGAAGGACUCCACCCAAAAUGGCGAUGACGCAGAUAGCAACAGUGCUACCAACAACAACAAAAAGAAACAACCAAAAAGGCCGGCCAGCGCUAAGGAGCCUACCGCUGCCGAUCCCUCCGUCUGGGCCCGGGAGAUCGAACUGCUCGAAUCCCUGAUCGGAAUGGACCCUGAAAGUCCCGAAUUCCGUACGCUCGAGGCUCGAUUAGCUGAGGAGGGCCGUGAGAUGCGGGGGAAACAGCAAGAGCAGUACGAACGAAAGCUAGAAACCGAGGGAAAAAAGAAAACUAAGAGUCCGGGGAAGAAAAACCAGAAAACCCUGAUGGACGUGAUGAAAGGGGCGGGAAGGAAAAGCAAAGCGAAGAAAAUUUCAGCUGAGGACAGUGAAGAUGAAGGAUGCCAAAGUCAUACCGAGUAAUAGCGAACUUGUAUAUAAUUUACUCUCUGAAGAACAAAUCUUGCCCAUCACUUUUACAAUAUGUAUUUGUACCGUAACAAAGUACAUUGGCGUGUAAUGUAACGUUACAUGCUAUUCAAAUCAGAUUCCAACGC
Messenger RNA from Aspergillus alliaceus, 2017 nucleotides. Its product is annotated as DNA-(apurinic or apyrimidinic site) lyase APN1. The record is from RefSeq and is a predicted model, not a curated record. Gene Ontology annotation, cellular component: nucleus; mitochondrion. Bases 174 to 1883 code for a protein of 569 amino acids. Gene Ontology annotation, molecular function: DNA binding; phosphoric diester hydrolase activity; zinc ion binding. NCBI's taxonomy places the organism in Eukaryota, Fungi, Ascomycota, Eurotiomycetes, Eurotiales, Aspergillaceae. Gene Ontology annotation, biological process: base-excision repair. The transcript is spliced from 2 exons.